AUGCCCAUUCCACGCCAUCGUUUCCAUUCCCCACUUUCCCCACCUUUCCGCCCAUUUCUCCCGAAACCCCUUCCACCACCACCCCCCCCGGCCAACCCCCCAUCCCCCUUCCCCCCACCUUCCCCAGUGCUGCUAGAACGCCUAGACGUGGCGGCCCUAGUCCUCCACCAGGUGCUCCUAGAAGGGUUAGACGUGGCAGCGUUGGUGCUGCACCAGGGUGACUACUACCGCUACGAGGGCGCGCAGGUCACGACCAUCAACCCCACUUCCACCCAUUUCCCCCCAACCCGCCCUCCGCCCUCCCCUCUAGCCAUGCUCCUAGAAGGCCUAGACGUGGCGGCGUUGGUGCUCCACCAGUUCGACUACUACCGCUACGAGGGCGCGCAGGUGACCACCAUCAACGGCGCCCCCGCCAUGGACUACCUAUUAGAGUGGGCGGCGCGCUACGUGGGGCAGUACCGCGACUCGGGCGUGCGCUUCAAUCUGCUCUUUGCAAGAAGGGUUGUGUCCAAGGCGACGGGCACGGUGAUUGCGACUCAGGGCGCGUUCGCACAGCGGAGUCUCGCGCCGACGAAUGACAGUGUGGUGGUGGAGCUGAUACUGGCCACGAGUGCCACACCAGUGCAGGUGACGGUGCCGUGGGUGGCAGUGCUGCCGACCAAUUUCGACUCCGCCACCUCCUACUGGGCGGCAAACUGCGCCACCCCUCGCCAACCCACCGCCUCUGCCGCUGCUGCUUCUGCCCCUGCUGCUGCUUCUGCCGCUGCUGCUGCUGCUGAGGGAAGCAGGGGAAUAGGGGCAGCUGGGGUUGAUCUGGGGGCGCGCAGCAGGGAAAGGGGGACAGAUUGGGCUCUGGAUGCGGAUGGGGGGAGGGGGGAAGGUGCUGGGGACGCGGAGAAGGAGUGGGAGAGGGAGCGGUGGGGGGAGAGGGAACGGGGAGAUGGGAGAGGAGAAGAACGAGGGGAGGGGAGGGUGAGGAGACCUGGGCCUCUGCUGAGUGAGAGGCUGAAGAAGAAAGCUUGGGGCGUGGGGGCAUGGGUAGCAGAGGCCGCAGCAGAAAGCACCGAGGGAGCGGAGAGCACAUUGACAGGGAACCGAGCUGAGAGUGUAGGGAGUGCAGAGAAUGCAAAGAGCACAGGCGGGAUAGAAGGCACAGAGAAGCGAGCAGAGAGCACAGUAGGAGCAGGGGUAUGGGGCAGCAGUCGGGCAGGGAUGGGCGACAGCAGCGCGGAGAGAGCGUGUGGGUGGCCGACUCUGGCUGUGGAGUUCCCAAGGCCCGACCUCGACCCCCGCCCCUCCCUGCUCCGCCCCCCUCCCCCAUCCCCUGCCGCCCCCCUGCUGUCUACCUACGAGCAGAGAACGCCACAGCAGUCAUCUGGCGCACACCUGCCAUCUCUCCACUUGCUCUCACCAACAUCCGGCGCCGCAAACAACAUGCUCCGCGCUCCUUCUCACCCUCUUUCUCACUUACUCUCCCUCUCUUCCGCCUCCCCUACCUCCCCCCUUCCCCAGGUCUACCUGCUAGCAGACAACGCCACGGCAGUCAUCUGGCUGCACACCUUCCUGCCAGCAUUGGACGGCUCAGAUGAAGCCCUCAUCGCCUUCCUGCUCACCGAGAUCUCCACGGCCGUUGAUCUCGCCAACCAGCACGGCAAGCGAAUCAUAAUGGACGUGAGUGGCAACGGCGGGGGCUACGCCGACAUAGCAUACCUCCUGCUGCGCCUCGUGGCCGGCAAGCAAAAGGCCCCCAAGGGGCGCGUGCAGAUGCCACAGCAGCUGCUCAUAUCCAAUGCAUUCAUGCUCUCAUUACUGGACAAGCAGCUCACCUCGUUCUACCAGUGGGAUAAGUACGUGAAGGUUGACGAGGCCACGCCGGUGAAAAGCGUGCGGGAUUUCAAGCCGUUUCAGGAGGAAACGUUUUCCCCGGAUGGGGAGACCGGAGUGUACUCGGGCUUGUUCAAGCUCGCCGCGUUCCCCGGGCUUGAGAAGCAUGUUGACCUGACCAUGGAUAAAGUGGCCAACCCUGCGCUUGUGUGGACAGAGGCCUCUCAAUACUAUUAA
Molecule: messenger RNA, 2061 nt
Organism: Closterium sp. Naga37s-1
Lineage: Eukaryota; Viridiplantae; Streptophyta; Zygnematophyceae; Desmidiales; Closteriaceae
Source: the annotation of a GenBank genome assembly